Microthlaspi erraticum is the source of this 1323-nucleotide messenger RNA. NCBI's taxonomy places the organism in Eukaryota, Viridiplantae, Streptophyta, Magnoliopsida, Brassicales, Brassicaceae. The record is from the annotation of a GenBank genome assembly.
AUGAAAUUCACAGCAAAUCUUCCUGAAAAUCUCUUGGAGCACAUCGUCUCCUUGUAUCUCCCCAUCCAAUCUGCUUUAGCAAACCGAAGUGUGUCUAAGAGAUUCAACGAAGGAGAGAUCCGAUCUCGAGACCUCGACUUCAGCGGAAUAUAUUCCGUGAGGCGCAAACAAGCAGAGGUCGUACGUGCCGUGGAGGACGUCUUCAACCAGCACAACGGGCCAGACAUCGAUCGGUUCGUCCUGAUUCUCAACCAUCUCGGCGUGAAAGAUAAGAUCAUCUCUUGGGUCAAGACGUGUGUUGAGAAAAACAUACAGGAGCUUGUCCUAGAUUUCUCCAAAUCUAGGAAAACGAUAGAGCUCCCUAUCGAUUUCUCAGCCGUCGAGACUUUGACGGUCUUGACGCUACGAUGGUGCACGUUCAAGAUUCCGGACAAUUCUCCAAAGGGUCUUAAACUUUUGAAGAGACUCACUCUGAUGAAGACGGAGGUAAAACAGGAGAUGAUAGAUGCGAUUCUGAACAAUUGCAUCUAUCUUACUACUCUUGCACUAGAACAAUGUUACAUGCGUGGGAAAUUUAGCAUCAAUGCUCAUGAUCACAAGAAGUUCAAGACUCUGGCUGUGCGUUCUAUGCCGAAGCUGUUGGAAAUCAUUAUGGAUGCACCGACUCUCGAGAUCUUCUUUUAUGAAGGAUAUGCGAAGCUUUUUGAUUUUUCAAGAGUGGUUGCACUUAAGGAGGUAGAUCUCCAUUACCAUGGGAGACACUGUUGGCGUUACUAUGACGCAUCUGACAUGGUUCGUGCUAACAUGGGAGCCCUUCUAGGAGUUCGUGUCCUCGCAACCACAAACAUCUUUCUUGAGGCUCUCACGCUUAAAUGCAAUCCUAUGAGCGGAGAAAUGACAGCACCGACUUUUUGUUUCCCGAACUUGAAAGAAUUCGAAAUUGCUUUUGAAGCUCCAACAGUUUGCAAUUUUUUCGACAUCGCUGAAUUCAUCAAACACUGCCCUAAGCUCGAGAAGGUUUUGAUCGAUGUUAGGAAUUUCACAUUUGAUCCUGGCUUUAUGUGGGAGUUUCAUUAUGAGCAAGAUAUUCAGAAAUAUGACAAGAGGUUUUUGAGAUCUAUCAAAGAAGUCAAGAUCAUUGGCUACAAAGGUGACAAGCAUGAGCUUACUUUGGUGGCCUUCUUUAUAUGGAAGGCACAAUCUCUUAAGAAGUUGGAGUUGGUGAUUUCUACAAUAGCGAGACUCCUGGCUCGAGGAUUCGACUAUGGAAACAUAAAUGCUGUGAAAAGCAUAUAUCCAAGCGUUGUAGUAACUGAAUACUGA